Messenger RNA from Capsella rubella, 995 nucleotides. RefSeq lists its product as uncharacterized. Gene Ontology annotation, molecular function: serine-type endopeptidase activity. The coding region runs from base 86 to 706 and encodes 206 amino acids. Lineage: Eukaryota; Viridiplantae; Streptophyta; Magnoliopsida; Brassicales; Brassicaceae. The transcript has 5 exons. The record is from RefSeq and is a predicted model, not a curated record.
AACAGUUCGACCACGGCGGCGAGGGGGCAGAGAAAACCGACGGGGAGAAGAGGUCCGUUCCGAUAAAAGUCAUUAGCAUUCAACGAUGGCCUCCAUCACGAACUGGGUCCGAUACAUGGCUCACAAACUCGAAUACUCUCUCACUCUCAGCCUCAAGAGUCAUACUAGAGAGAAGCUCAGUGACCGGGAACUCCUUGGUGUAGUCAUGAAGAAUCUAUUUUAUGGAAGGAUAACCUACUUACACAACUCGAUUAAAGGACAAGAGAUGGCCCCAACCAUGGGAACAAAUGAAAACACGCUGCUUGUCCGUAAGCUACCAGUUGUUGAUACAAGGUACGUUUUCAUUGGAGAUGCUGUUGUCUUGAAGGACCCGAAUGAAACAAAUAAGUAUAUAGUCAGAAGAUUGGCAGCUACAGAAGGAUCUGAAAUGGUUUCAAGUGAUGAGAAAGACAAGCCUUUUGUUCUUGAAAAGGAUCAGUGCUGGGUUGUAGCUGAGAACCAAGAGAUGAAAUCUAAGGAAGCAUAUGAUAGUCGAACAUUUGGUCCGAUUUCAAUGGCGGACAUAGUAGGAAGAGCAAUAUAUUGUCUGAGGACAGCUGUGGAUCAUGGUCCAGUAAGUAACAGUGAAUUAGCCAUGGAAGAGGAUUCUCCAAUCCUGGCGGUGGAACUUGAUGUUGAUGAAAUGGCAAAAGACCACAAGGCGUAAUAACAAGGAAACAUCUUGCACACAUUUCACUGUCUCUUUGUUUCAGUUCUAAACUCCAAUUUAGAUGUGUCAUUGGGUUGGGAGAUGCCACAGGCAAAUGUAGGCCCGUUGGUUCUAAGCUUAAUACGAUACGGAUACUGUUGAGUGUUGAGGAAAAGGUUCCAUCAUGGUGGCUUCAUCUCUAUGAACGACCAUUUCUUUAAAGUUUGAAGAAUCCAGAAAACAUGGUUUUAAACCGAGCUGAACAAGACUGUACCGAUUAAUAAAUAAUAUGAAAUUGAUUUCGGUU